Molecule: messenger RNA, 1945 nt
Organism: Colletotrichum navitas
Lineage: Eukaryota; Fungi; Ascomycota; Sordariomycetes; Glomerellales; Glomerellaceae
Product: fungal-specific transcription factor domain-containing protein
Exons: 4
Coding region: 234-1637 (467 amino acids)
Biological process (GO): regulation of DNA-templated transcription; DNA-templated transcription
Molecular function (GO): DNA-binding transcription factor activity, RNA polymerase II-specific; zinc ion binding; DNA binding
Source: RefSeq, a predicted model, not a curated record
CGUUCAUCUGAUGUAAACAGAAUCUCAUCAGAUAACGCGGAAGCAGGAACACGACUGGACAGCCGACCGAAAAGCCGUCAAUCCCGGGGAGCCAGCUCCCGUUUUACGAACAAUAACUGCCAGUUGUGCAGAAUGGACCGUGGCAAUGACUCGGAGUCGAGCACCACCCUAGCUCGUUUCGCAUGUGACUAUUGCCGACAGAAGAAGUUUAAGUACAUGAUUUAUACCUUCGCAUGCAGCCGAAAAACGGUCAUCUUGAGCGGUUUCUGACAUUUCGUCGUGGAAGGUGCUCAAGAGAGCUACCCAAGUGCAGCGCUUGCAAACCAUGGCCUGGUAGCUGCGAUUACACACGAGACAAGCCAGCACCCACGCCAGGUGCCACUCAUGUCAAUGAUCGACCGAAAACACCAAGCUCAACAAGCCCUUCCUCCAUUGAGCAACGGUUGCAAAGCAUUGAGAGCAGCCUUCAAAAGUUGACUGAAGCUGUAGAAAGAGUUCUAGAGGCUACCACUGCGAAAAGUGCACCGGUAAACAAUGAAACUACACCAAGAGUGACACACACAAGUGACAUCCGUGCCCCGAAGGAUGAGAACACUCCAGGGCUGUUCCUUGGUCCCUCUCAUUCGUUCUCUUUUCUGAAAGAUACGUCAAACAACAUCGAGGCAGCUUUGCGAACGUCCACACCUUUUGCGUACCAGCAUGCUCGUUCUGAAUUGCAGUUUCUAUCGACUUCGUUGACGACUGCGACUGUCAAGACGGAGGUUAUUGGAGACAAUAAAGGAUUUUUCAUACCUUCAAAGGCCUUGGGCUAUCAGCUUAUCGGCACCUUUCUGGAACAUGCACCGACCGGCGAGUUUUUUUUCAGUACUCCUCCGGAUGAUCUCUUGAAGCAGAUUGUAUUUCAUCCAGAACAAGUCACACAAAAAGCUUGGGUUGUGUUCUUUAACUACAUUAUGCUCGCACAGGCUUCUACUGAAGAGGAAAACCACGCCAACCAAGCCGAUAAAUUUCGGCGCAACGUGCGAAAGGCGCUAAACCAUAGCAGCAUCUUCCUAGAGCCGCGGGAAAUCAACGUACAGGCUCUGACCAUCAUGGCAAUGCAUGGUGAAGACUAUACAUCCCCAAACCUCUCUUGGAUGAUUGUUGGGCACGCUUGCCGUCAAGCUGAGGCGUUGGGUUUACAUGUUUCGCCACAUCUCGACUUUGAGUCUCACCAGCGGAGCUUGUCCCUCUUUUGGCUCUUAUUCAUUGUUGACAAGUCAUGCACCCUUGCAUUUGGUCGAUCUCCAUUUCUUCCGGUAAAUUCGUACCAAGAUGUUCCACUGCCGGAGUUCAGCUAUCUUCUCAAGUUCCAGCCCCAUACUGACGGCCGUUUCGCCGACUCGCAAACGCCGUCGAAACCAUCUCACUUUGGCGCCCAUUUCUUUAUUGGAGGCAUAAAACUUGCCAAGAUCAUGGGAUCGAUUAUCGAGUUUCUGUCUCCUGGACCGUCUGCUUUCAAAAGGCAUGAAAUCAAGUUGCAGCUUGAAAAAUGGUAUGCAACGACAAUAAAGGUUGGUAGUAAUAGAUCAACAAAAUUAGAGGGGGGGACUUUGAUGCUCAUCAAAAUUACUAUAGAUAUUGGAGGAUACUAUUAAGGCUGAGAGGAACUCCCUUGGGACUUCUCAACUCCAGGAAAUGUCUCUUGGUCUUAACAGCAUGAGGUUUCAGUACCUGCAUAUCGUCAUUAUCCUCCUUAAAGGCGACGAGUCUUUUGCGAACCUCAGGUUAGAAGCUGCAAGAGAGGCCCUAUUUUUGCUCCCAACAGUGGUUUCCAACUGGUCGUCCGUCUACAAUGGGGUUAUUUGGUAUUGUUGGCAUAUGGGUGAUGCGGCCGGAGGCAGUGGGUCACGUGACACACCGCCUACUGGCAGAAUCCCCCACCCUUGCCCAUACGCAAGGGUGC